AUGUCGACCUCGAAAGCAUUACCAUUGAGUUUAGGCUUUCUAGCAUUGGCAAGUGAGACUGUCAUGCUUAUUUUCAACAUCAUCUUCUCGGCCACCAUCUCGAAUCACAGCACGUCAAACAAAGCAAGCGUAUCAUCUUAUGUCGCGACCGGUCUUGGAGUUGUCACAGAAGCAUUACUUGUGCUACUGGUAAUCAGACAAAUCAAGUAUCAAAACCACAUUCAAGAUCGUGGAAAUGGACGACUAAGAAUAUAUCUCUUUGCUGGACUCACCUCCAUAUUUACCGGGUUAUCGGCAAUCGCUACAGCACUUUCAUUGUGCUUAAUGAGGCAAAAUUUGUCUCUACUCCCCAAAAUAAUUAUUUCCUCCCCGGCGCAAUCGAUGACGAUGGGUGGGUUUGUUAUCUGGGCAAUAUCGUUGGCUUCGCAAGCCGUAUUUCUCAUUUGUUUAGUUGUAAUUCAAAGGAAAGACUUUCAUCAACAAAUUCAGCCAUAUAUCACCGAAUCAGAAGCACACAUCUCUUCGGAAAUGCAGCAGAGAUCACAACCCCAGAGCCUAAACGAUGGAUCCGAAUAUGGAAGAAAUGGCUCGAUAGAAUCGAAGAUUCAAUGGUCAAAUAGUGGUCGAUCUCGAUCAGGAUCGGAUCCAAAACGUUCGAUGGGCUCAUUCCGAUCAUCGAUCUCUCAUGUUGUACGCCCGAUCACUUCGAAGACUCGACUUAUUCAUUCCAACAGCCAGCGCAGUCAUCAUUUCCGACCAUCUUCUAUCGACUCAAAUUAUCGCGAAACGACUGAAAGGGCGGAAGACGACUUCGACUCAUGGAACACAUCUGGUGUAGAUGCGCAAUCUAGACAAGUUAUUGAAUCAGCUUCACCCAGCCCCCCAAGGUUUCUCGAAACGAUUCCCGCUAGUCCGACUGGAAGUAGAAGUCCGAGUCCAGGGUUCCCAUUAGAUCUUGAACCCCCCAGGCCAACACGGAGUCGAAGUUACAGUCCAGCUGCGAGCAUCAGGAGUGAGAGAUCACUCUAUCGAGCGAGGCAAGGAGGGAUGAGUCCCGAAGGCACAAGGGAGGAAAACAUCCAUCCUUUAUUUAGAUCCGACUCUCCUAGUCCGGCACCUGCUGCUACUGCCGAAACCAUCAUAACCGCCGCUCCGGGAGCUGGAUCGAUUACCUUGUCGGAUGUUCACAGCAUCCGUUCCAUAAACCGAUUAAGAAGUGAGAGUCUACCUCCACUCAUGCACAAUCCCAGCUUGGAUAGCAUCCGACGCGCGAUAGAACAGGAAGAUAUGGGAAUAACUGAAGAAGUCGAAGGAGAGCGUAGCCUGACACCACCCAUACCGGAAUGGAUAUUAGGAGCUAGACCACGGACCAGUAUGUCCGAGUACAAUCGCAAAAAGGCCAUGUCGGUGAGUAAAGUAGGGAAGUCGGAUACGACAGAGUAUUGA
Messenger RNA from Botrytis byssoidea, 1446 nucleotides. RefSeq lists its product as uncharacterized. The transcript has a single exon. NCBI's taxonomy places the organism in Eukaryota, Fungi, Ascomycota, Leotiomycetes, Helotiales, Sclerotiniaceae. The record is from RefSeq and is a predicted model, not a curated record. Bases 1 to 1446 code for a protein of 481 amino acids.